Messenger RNA from Tachysurus fulvidraco (yellow catfish), 5393 nucleotides. RefSeq names its product kinesin family member 1C (gene kif1ca). Gene Ontology annotation, biological process: microtubule-based movement. The record is from RefSeq and is a predicted model, not a curated record. The coding region runs from base 539 to 4048 and encodes 1169 amino acids. The transcript has 24 exons. Gene Ontology annotation, molecular function: microtubule motor activity; ATP binding; microtubule binding. NCBI's taxonomy places the organism in Eukaryota, Metazoa, Chordata, Actinopteri, Siluriformes, Bagridae.
CUGGAUCGCGCGAGACGGGCGCAGCUGCCAGGGCCGCACGCGAGGCCCAACUUUUACCGGUCACUUUUUUUUUUCUUUUUUCUUUUUUUUUGGCCUCACCUAGUUUUUAUAUCUUUAUUAUUUCCCCCUCGGACCUUACAGUGGACACAGUGACUCACUUUUUAACGGUUAAAUUGUAAUCCUUUGCCACUUCUAUUGAUUUUACAGCUAGUUUUGGAGUUGUUUUCGUCCUGUAAGGUGAUUUAAAGGCAGUUUGACGUCUUUAAGCUAACUGGCUAACCUGAGGUAAAAGUGACGUCAUCGAGGGAAAACGUCCUCACGGGUUGUAAGUGACGCCGGAGGAAGUUUAGGUGUUUUUCUGCUUUAUGAAGUUUUUGGCCCCAAACUUUGUGAUAAACUUUUAUUUUCGGUGUGUGGUGAUUUUGAGCAGCCGGUGAUUAGCAUGCUAAACAGGUGCGGCUAGUCUGCACACUCGGCUUUAUUGGCUUCUCACUGGAUUCUUUAAACGGUGCUAAGAUCUACUUGGCUUGCGGUCGUCAUGGCGUCUUCAGUUAAAGUGGCAGUUCGCGUGCGGCCCUUUAACACCCGCGAGAUGAACCGUGGAGCAAAGUGUGUGAUCCAGAUGCAGGACAAGUCCACCUGCAUUACCAACCCCAAACAGCCCAAAGACACAGCCAAGAGCUUCACAUUUGAUUAUUCCUACUGGUCACACAACACAGCAGAUGACCCAUGCUUUGCGUCACAGAGGCAGGUGUAUUUGGACAUCGGAGAAGAAAUGUUGCUUCAUGCCUUCGAAGGCUACAACGUUUGUAUCUUUGCAUAUGGACAAACUGGAGCUGGAAAAUCCUACACAAUGAUGGGCAAACAGGAGCCUGAGCAGCAGGGCAUCAUCCCACAGCUCUGUGAAGACUUGUUCAAACGUACUGCAGAAAACUACGACCCUGACCUGUCCUACUCUGUGGAGGUGUCGUAUAUGGAGAUUUACUGUGAGCGUGUGAGGGAUUUGCUAAACCCGAAAAGUAAAGGCCCGCUCAGGGUCAGAGAACAUCCCAUCAUGGGGCCUUAUGUAGAGGAUCUGUCCAAGUUGGCUGUCACCAACUACAGCGACAUCGCAGACCUGAUGGACUGUGGCAACAAAGCCAGGACGGUGGCCGCUACCAACAUGAACGAGACGAGCAGCCGCUCUCACGCCGUGUUCACCAUCCUGUUCACACAGAGACGCCACGACCAGAUGACCAACCUCGACACUGAGAAGGUGAGUAAGAUCAGUCUGGUUGACCUGGCAGGAAGUGAGAGAGCGGAUUCAUCCGGGGCAAAGGGCAUGAGGUUAAAGGAAGGUGCAAACAUAAACAAAUCUCUCACUACACUGGGCAAAGUCAUCUCAGCACUGGCAGAUAUCCAAAGCACCAAAAAGAGGAAGUCUGAUUUUAUUCCUUACAGAGACUCUGUUCUGACUUGGCUGCUGAGAGAGAACCUGGGGGGGAACUCUCGUACAGCCAUGAUUGCUGCUCUGAGUCCAGCAGACAUUAACUAUGAGGAAACCCUCAGCACACUCAGGUAUGCGGACCGAGCAAAGCAAAUCCGCUGUAAUGCCAUCAUUAACGAAGACCCGAACGCUCGUCUGGUCAGAGAGCUUAAAGAGGAAGUGUCAAGACUCAAAGAGCUGCUGCUGGCUCAGGGUCUCAGUGACCUAAUACCUGUUGCAGGAUCUUCUGUAGUUGGAGGUUCAGGUGUAUCCCAGCAGCCCACUGUCUCUGGUGCCCAGAUUACCCAUGAUGCACCAAUCGAAGACCUCCUACCCACCAGCCCAGUAAAACCUAUUAGCAAAGAGGAAGCUGUGGAGAGACUGAAGGAAACAGAAAAGAUCAUUGCAGAGCUGAAUGAGACAUGGGAAGACAAACUGCGCAAGACUGAAUCCAUACGAUUAGAGAGAGAGGCCCUGCUGGCAGAGAUGGGAGUGUCCAUAAGAGAGGACGGAGGGACCGUCGGUGUAUUUUCUCCCAAAAAAACUCCACAUUUAGUGAACUUGAAUGAAGAUCCUUUGAUGUCAGAAUGUUUGCUGUAUUACAUUAAAGAUGGAAUAACCAGGGUCGGACAGGAGGAUGUAGAUAUUCGUCUGAGUGGUCAGUUUAUAAAGGAGCUUCACUGUGUUUUCUGCAGUGAAGUAGAAGAAAAUGGGGAAGUUGUUGUGACUUUAGAGCCAUUACCUGGAGCAGAAACGUAUGUUAAUGGCAAACAGAUCACAGAAGGAGUUGUGCUCAAACAAGGUAACCGAGUGGUAAUGGGGAAGAACCACGUGUUUCGCUUUAAUCAUCCUGAGCAGGCACGGUUAGAAAGAGAGCGCAGUGCCACACAGGACCAGCAGGGGGAGCAGGUGGACUGGAGCUAUGCACAGAAAGAACUGCUGGAAAAACAAGGCAUUGAUAUUAAACAGGAGAUGGAAAGAAGGCUGCAGGAUUUGGAGAAUCAGUACCGUAAGGAGAAGGAGGAGGCUGACCAACUGCUGGAACAGCAAAGACUGUAUGCAGACUCAGACAGUGGUGAUGAUUCAGAUAAACGGUCCUGUGAAGAGAGUUGGAGGCUCAUCUCAUCUCUCAGAGAGAAAUUACCUGCCAACAAGGUGCAGUCCAUAGUGAAGAAGUGCGGUUUGCCAAGCAGCGGGAAACGGCGAGAGCCUCUGCGUGUGUAUCAGAUCCCUCAGCGACGGCGUCUUCCUGCCAGCCUCGAAACCAAACAGCACCCAAGUGUGGAGGAGCUGCGUACUCAGGCUGUUAAAGAGAUCUGCUACGAGGUGGCUCUGGGAGAUUUUCGCCACACCCGUCAGGAGAUUGAGGCUCUGUCCAUCGUGCGGAUGAAGGAGCUGUGCAGGACGUACGCACAGAGAGACACUCAGGAGCGAGAGAGCUGGAAAAGUGUGGCGAGGGACGUGUGUAACACUGUGGGCAUCGGAGAGGACGAACCAGAGACCGAGGAGAAAACGUCCGGAGGGAGGGACAGAGAGAAGGAGAGGGGUAGAGGACCAGUGGGAGGGAAAACUGACAUGGGAGAUCUGAAAGCGCACAUCGAUAAGCUGACGGACAUUCUGCAGGAGGUGAAGCUGCAGAACAACAUGAAGGACGAAGAGAUCAGAGCACUCAGGGACAGAAUGGUUAAGAUGGAGAGCAUAUUUCCUGUAGAGCUGCAGGGAGAUGAAGAUUCCAUGACCGACGUAGGUGAAGCCACAUCCGAAGAGGUGACGGAGCAAAGUGGAUGGAGCGGGGAGGACGACGGGUAUCGCCGAGGUCGUCACAGGUGGCAAUAUCCCGAUAGGUAUCAAGACAUCAAGCGUCGCCGCGGCAACGGUGCUUCUUUCAAUCCCCAAAUGGGGCGCGCUCAGAAUAAUCCCUUCGGCAGUGGCGGUGGGGGAUCUGGACGCAUCCCAAACACUUUCUCUACACCUCAGACCGGCCGCGUCCCAAACGGACCGUUUCUACCUGGGACGGGCCGCUUCCUGCCACCUUUAGAGAGGAAGUUUCAGUUUCCUUUUAAGGGAAAUCCUCAGCACCGGGGCUUCCAUUGGGGACCUUCAGCCAGCCAGAGAGAACCAGACACAGAGGAAGGAACUGACUCUAGCUCCUCUUCUUCCUCUGUACACACUUUCCAGUCCCCACCUUCUCCAAAUAAGGGCCAGUGGCAGCGACGUAACCACGGAAACAGAGGGCGCGGUAACCGGAACCGAUCUCGCAACCGGGGACGAAACCCGUUCGACGGAUUUGUUCAGAACCAAUACGAGAAUAACGGAGAGCACACAGAUGGUGCAGGGUCACACCCGAGGGCGAAGUACACUUGGUACAACCCAAAUGUGGGCCCAGUUCAGGACGGCGCCCAACAGAACCAGAACCAGUUGAGCAAACAAGGGUUCCAGAAACACCAGAACCAGUACUAUUACGUUCCUCCCAGGCUUCAAUCCGCAACAUCAGAGAAGAUCCAGAACUGGUCUGGAGAAGGUUCUGAUCCCACAAAUGCCUCGUCCAUUCAUCACGACAUCACCAGCCCUAUGGAGACCUGAUCGGUUCAUUAAUGAGACAGGAAGUGAUGUGGAGGAAUCAGUAAUGUUGAAAUGAUUGAUGUGUUGCUGGAGGAUUAAGAAAGUGUUCAGCUGGAUUUGACGUGUAAUAUGAUAAGGUUUCGCUUUGUGAUCCUUUUGUUUUUGCAGUGGAGACUUUUUUAUUUUUUUUUGACAGAACAAAUGCUGGAAGCAAUUAUCGAUUAUUCUUUAUUCUUAUUACUAAUUAAUUUUAAUAUUUACUCUGUGGGAAAACACUACACACACUUCAUCAUACAUGAGCUUGAAACGGUUUGCGUAUCAGUGCAAUGACGUCAUGGUUUUAAACGCAAACUGCGUCUAAAGUUGUUUUUUUCUUUUCUUUUUCAACAGAAGAAUCAGGCUUCAGGCUUUCAGUGCCUUACGAUACCUACAAUCCUUUAAAGUUUGUUACACAGCGUUGUGAUGAUUUGUGUAUCGAUCAUAUAUAUAUUUUUAUAUAUAUAAAUUCUAAACGUGACAUGAUUCACGUGUGUGGGAAUGAAGACGUGACGUGUACCGCUCUGUUUUUACAAGUAGUUUGGGAUUCUUACGGAUUUUGUAUAUUUGGGAAACAGCUGCUGCAUAACGUUAAAAAAAAACGUACCUUGUUCGCCGGAGUGAGUUUUGUGGCACAAACUUGAACUAAUUUUUAAUCUUAAUUCUUUAUGACUCACAGCCAUGUUUUGUUGUUGGAGUAAACGUCACACUCGUCCACAGCAGGUCUCACUACACACAAAUGUUUUAGUCCACUAUAUUUAUAUACAACACUUUUUCUCUGCACUUUUAUUAAAUCACUACUCCGACACUAACUACACAUGUACACGGUUUAUGUAACCCAAGUGUUCCCCAGUGCACAAACUGGAAGUGUGGCUUUAGUCACGGAUUAAUUCCAGUGACCCCAAAUGUUUAAGGUGCAUAUUUACAUGUCAUAUUUCUUCCUACUUUUUAGAGAUGUAAUUAUUUUUGCCACAAAAUCCACUCUGCAUUGUUGCCUGCUGAGGAAAAACAAACUUACCAAAGAGGUUUAAAGGUCAGAAGUGUGUUAAGGGUGCUGUUGUUUCCACAUCAUCAUGGACACCGUGUUCAGCUCCGAUCUAAAAAUUCUGUAACUUUUUUUCUUUUAUAUUUUUUUUCCUUUUCUGUUCUUUUAGCUUGAAUGUUAUUUCCUUUUUGUUCUGUAGCUUUUCACAGUUCCUAACAAACCCUUUAUUUAACUAUUAUAGAGAAGUUUUUUAACCUGUGGCUUUUCUGUCACACGCAAGAUGAUCUUGUGACCAUGAUAUGCAAUGUUAAAGUUUGACAAUUAAAGAUCUCGUAUGUUACAUGA